AUGUUGCGCAAAGUCGUCACUGUCGCCGCUCUGGCAGUGGUGGUCGCAGCCGACGAGACAUGGACCAUCAAUGCCACAUCCAACUGGGGCACCUGGGAUGGAUGGGGCGUCUCCCUCGCCUGGUGGGCCAAAGCCUUUGGGACCCGCGACGACCUGGCCGACAUCUUCUUCAGCCUGGACUCGACGACGUAUGAUUCCGUCAGCCUUCCUGGCCUCGGGUUCAACAUUGCUCGCUACAAUGCAGGCGCGUGCAGCAACAGCACCUACGACGACACCACCAUGGUCGUGUCGCCCGACAUGAUCGCAUCUCGACAGAUGGACGGGUACUGGUGGGACUGGGCCUCUGGGGACCCGACCUCGAGCAGCUGGCACUGGGACGUCGAUGCAAACCAGCGGUCGAUGCUGAGCAAGGCCGUUGCCAACGGUGCCAACCACAUUGAGCUGUUUAGCAACUCGCCCAUGUGGUGGAUGCUGUACAACAAGAACCCGUCCGGGUCCGACGACGGCUCCAGCGACAACCUGCAGAGCUGGAACUACGACAACCACACCCACUACCUGGCAGAGAUUGCACUGUACGCCAAGGACAACUGGGGGGUCACCUUUGAGAGCAUCGAGCCCUUCAACGAGCCCUCUGCCGACUACUGGGUGGGCACGACGGGCACCCAAGAGGGCUGCCACUUCGACAUCUCCACGCAGGCCACCGUCAUCGAAUCACAGCGCGCCGCACUCACCUCCCUAGGCUUAUCCUCUGCCAUCGUCUCUGCAUCCGACGAGAACACAUACGACGAGGCCGUCACGACGUUCGACGGUCUCGGGUCCACGGCUCUCAAAGACCUGGGCCGCAUCAACGUGCACGGCUACGAGGACGGCUCCGGCAACCGGGACGGGCUCUACGCGCUCGCCUCAGGAGCGGGCCUGGCCCUGUGGAACAGCGAGUACGGCGACAGCGACGCCACGGGCUCGAGCCUGGUGAGCAACCUGAUCCUGGACCUGCGUUGGCUGCACCCGACGGGCUGGGUGUACUGGCAGGCCAUCGACGGGGGCGGCUGGGGGCUCAUCGACGGCGACAACGACGACCUGACGCUGGGAAGCCCGAGCCAAAAGUACUUUUGCCUGGCCCAGUUCACGCGGCACAUCCGAGAGGGGAUGCGCAUCCUGGACGGCGGCGCGGAUCACGUCGUGGCGGCGUACGACGAGGUCAACUCGAAGCUGAUCAUCGUUGCGGUCAACUGGGGCGACGCGCAGUACCUCAACUUUGAGCUGUCGGGCUUCUCGACGCCCGGCACGAGCGGGCAGACGAUCCCGAGGUGGAGCACCGAGAUUGGGAGUGGUGACCAGUAUGUGUCGACGCCGGCUGAUACGGUGCAGGAUGGGACUGUUUUCUGGUCGUACUUUGAUACAAAUGAGGUGCAGACGUUUGAGGUGGCCAAUGUGAAGAUCUGA
Molecule: messenger RNA, 1443 nt
Organism: Cryphonectria parasitica EP155
Lineage: Eukaryota; Fungi; Ascomycota; Sordariomycetes; Diaporthales; Cryphonectriaceae
Product: family 5 glycoside hydrolase
Exons: 1
Coding region: 1-1443 (480 amino acids)
Molecular function (GO): hydrolase activity, hydrolyzing O-glycosyl compounds
Source: RefSeq, a predicted model, not a curated record